Molecule: messenger RNA, 4391 nt
Organism: Pogona vitticeps (central bearded dragon)
Lineage: Eukaryota; Metazoa; Chordata; Lepidosauria; Squamata; Agamidae
Source: RefSeq, a predicted model, not a curated record
GAGCUUGUCAGCGGCUGGUUUCUUCGCUGCUGCUGCUGCUGCUACCGGUUGUGUCGCUUUCGCUGGGCCGAAACGGGGAAACGGAGUCGUCCAUGGUAGCGACGUGUCGCUUGGGAGGCGCCUGGGAAAGCGCUAGGCCGCGUCGCCUCCUGGGAGCCAGCUUACCGCAGCCCCUGGCCCUCCGGCCUUCCCUUCUGCUUCAGGUGCUUCAGGUAUUCCGAGGCCGGGGCCCCGCAAGGGUCGCUCGCCCGCCCGCCCCUCCAGGAGCGGCAGGCCGGGAAGGGGAGUCGGGAGGCAGGAGCCCUCCCGCCGGCGCUGCCCUUCCUGCCCGAGGCCGGAUUCGAUCCCCCUCAUGAGGACCAGGCGGGGAGCGACCGAGAGCCCUCCGCGCCCCACAGCCCGCCGCAGGCCGUAAGGAACAGGCGGGCCGGCUUAAGAACUUGAAAACACACAUGUAUCCUACCAUUUCAAGAGUUUUUUUUCAACCUAUGGAACUGGAAGAGAUACGAGGCCUGCCUUACUGGGACAUUCUUGGAGUUGUGUCACUAAGUACUUAUCCAGUGGCGACUUUAUGCAAUGGCCUCAAGCCACCAUUCUUCACCAGUGCCUCAAUCAAAAAGCAGUGAUGGUUUCUUUAAAAAGGAAAUGGAUUCUGCUAGACGCUUUCGAACAGUACAAUCAUUGCCGGAUGUAUGUCCCAAGGAACCCACAGGUGAUCCUACUAGUUUGUGUGACAGCCCAUCUUUAGUUGCUGAUCAGCACAGAUGGACUAUUUAUCAUUCCAAAGUGAAUCUCCCAGCAGCACUAAAUGAUCCUCGGUUAACAAAAAGGGAAUCUGAUUUCUUUACAAAAACAUGGGGACAGGAUUUUGUGGAAAUUGAAAUUGUGCCUUCACUCUACCUCCCACAGAUCAGCAAGGAACAUUUUGCAACAUACCAACAGGAAAUUGCUCAGAGAGAGAAGAUUCAUGAGAAAUGCAAGACCAUUUGUCCUCCUAAAGACACUUUUGACAGGACAAUUUUACAUACUCAUGAUAAAUCCAGGACAGAUUUGGAGCAAGUACCUAAGAUUUUUAUGAAACCAGAUUUUGCCUUGGAGGAUCCAUUAAUAUUUAAUGCAGUGUUACCUUGGUCUCAUUUUAAUACUGCUGGAGGAAAAGGAAAUCAUGAUGCAGCUUCCUCAAAGUUGCUUCAGGAAAAGCUAAGCCACUAUCUCGAUAUUGUGGAAGUAAAUAUUGCUCAUCAAAUCUCUCUCCGCUCAGAAGCAUUUUUUCAUGCAAUGACCUCGCAGCAUGAACUGCAAGACUACCUCAAGAAAACUUCCCAGGCUGUAAAAAUGCUUCGAGAUAAAAUAGGCCAAAUUGAUAAAGUAAUGUGUGAAGGCUCUCUUAAGGUUUUAAGACUGUCGUUGGCUAGAAGUAACUGUAUAAAAGCGUAUAAUAAGUUGAAGCUGAUGGCAACAGUGCAUCAGACGCAGCCUACUGUGCAGCUAUUGUUGUCCACUUCUGAAUUUGUUGGAGCAUUGGACUUAAUUGCAACCACACAAGAGGUGCUACAACAGGAACUGCAGGGCAUUCACAGUUUCCGGCAUCUUGGAUCACAGCUUUGUGAACUAGAAAAGCUCAUAGAUAAAAUGAUGAUUGCAGAGUUUUGUACUUAUGCUCGCAGUGACUUAAAUAGACCUCUGGAGGAAGAAUCCCAAAUUCUAGAAGAGGAAAGGCUUGUAUCACUAGUGUUUGGACUUCUAAAACAAAGGAAGCUGAAUUUUUUUGAAAUCUAUGGAGAUGAAAUUAUUAUUACAGCAAAGAGCAUAAUAAAGCAGUGUGUAGUCAAAACAGUAUCACAGAUAGAAGAAAUAGACACUGAAGUAGUUGUGAAACUUGCAGAUCAAAUGAGGAUGAUGAAUUUUCAACAGUGGUUCGAUCUGCUGAAAGAAAUUUUUUCUUAUUUUAUCAUCUUUCUAAAGAGAAUUAAGGCAACACUAACUGUCAUAAGGAACGUGGUUCUCUCAGUUCUAGACAAGAACCAAAGGAGCAAGCUGUUGGGAGAUGUUACCAUGCAGAAGAAUUCUGCUAAGGAGACUAUCUUAGAUACAGAUGUGGCCUAUUUAACUCAUGAAGGCAUGUUCAUAAGUGAUGCCUUCAACGAAGGAGACUUUCCAUCCACAGCAGCAGAUUCUGUCUCUCAGAGAAACAUUUCCCCGGACAGCGAGCCUAGCAGCAGUGAUUCUGUAUCUGAGCCCGAAUGUACCACUGAUUCCUCCUCUAGCAAGGAGCAGGCUUUUUCAGGUGCUGCAGCUGGUGGAAUCGACAUCAUGAUUGGUGAAGAUAUAAAACUGUCAGAGCUGGAACUGGGUAGACUGGCAAACAAUAUCCAGGAACUACUUUACAGUGCCUCUGACAUUUGCCAUGAUCGUUCUGUCAAGUUCUUGCUGGCUAGGGCAAAAGACGGUUUCCUGGAGAAACUGAAUUCUACAGAGUUUGUUGCUCUUUCACGACUGAUGGAAACUUUCAUCUUGGAUACAGAACAGAUCUGUGGUAGGAAGAGUAUGUCAUUGCGUGGUGCACUUCAAAGUCAAGCAAAUAGAUUUGUAAACAGAUUCCAUGAGGAAAGAAAGACUAAGCUCAGCCUCCUGCUUGAUAAUGAGCGAUGGAAGCAAGCUGAUGUUCCUGCAGAGUUCCAGGAUCUUGUUGAUUCGAUAUCAGAUGGCAAAAUAGCUUUACCAGAAAAAAAAGUGGGAGCACCUGAGGAAAGGAAGCCAACUGAUUACCUUAUUGUUGAUGGACAGAAGUAUGCUGUAGUUGGGACAGUGUUAUUAUUAAUUAGAAUCAUUCUUGAAUACUGCCAAUGUGUGGACAGCAUCCCCUCCAUAGCAACGGACAUGCUUACUCGCCUGUCCGAUUUACUGAAGUAUUUCAACUCAAGAAGUUGCCAGCUGGUGCUUGGAGCAGGGGCCUUGCAAGUGGUUGGCUUGAAAACAAUAACUACAAAAAAUUUAGCCCUCUCAUCACGCUGCCUUCAGCUGAUAGUACACUACAUUCCUGUUAUCAGAGCUCACUUUGAGGCUCGCUUGCAGCCCAAGCAGUACAGCAUGCUUAGGCAUUUUGACCACAUUACCAAGGAUUAUCAUGACCACAUUGCCGAGAUUUCAGCAAAACUUGUAGCCAUAAUGGAUAGUUUAUUUGACAAGCUCCUCUCUAAGUAUGAAGUAAAAGCACCUGUUCCAUCCACCUGCUUCAGGAACAUAUGUAAACAGAUGGCAAAAAUGCAUGAGGCAAUAUAUGAUCUUCUUCCUGAGGAGCAAACACAGAUGUUGUUUUUAAGAAUUAAUGCAAGCUAUAAACUUCAUUUGAAGAGGCAAUUGGCCCACUUAAAUGUAGUCAACGAUGGAGGACCUCAAAAUGGCUCUAGAAAUUUCCAAGGAGUCCAGCGCAGAUUUAACCCCUAUCGUGUGAACUCACAGAGGUCCACUAGAAGAACUAUGGUUACAGGCUGGUUACAGCAGAUGUAGCAUUUUACACUGGAAACCUCCAAGCUUUGAAAGGGCUUCAAACCCUAGACUUAAACAUGGCUGAAAUCUGGGAACAGAAGAGGUGAUCCUCCAAGGGAGAGUUGCCCCUCGACUGGAGAUGGUUUCUUCCUUGCAGAGGAUGAACACUUACAACCCAGAAGAAGAAAUGCUUCUGAAAUGGGGGUGAAAAUUAGCUAUAGUAAUGACUUUGGGGAGAGUCCUUUUAACCAAGGAAAGAUCCAUUUUGUGCAAUUUCUUCAUUCUCUCUGGAACCAGGCUCAGGUUUCUUUGGACCAAAUCCAAAAGAAUACAUAGCUGUAACACAGCUGUUGUUGUCUAGAGAGUGCUCUGUAAAUCUUUAUAUUAAAAAGAUGCUUUGCAUUUCCUCUAGUACAAUGAAAUUCACAUGGUGUCUCACCUUUAUUUAAUGAUGGUACCGUUUGAAAAUACUUGCUGUUGAGUUCUAGAAGAUGUUUUCACUAUAAAACUAUACUGUUAAAUUAUUUUUUUACAGAUGUUUCUAUAAAGUCUUGAUUACCUACAUAGACGAUUCAUUAGGGUGCAUACAUGGUCCCAAAGUAUUUCUUCCAGUUGUUCUUCAUACUGCCACCGGAAUACAGUAUUUUUACAUACUUUCCAGAUUUUGAAAAUGAAACUACAGAGCUUGCCCCCUCUAUUUUUUUAAAGAGCAAGCUGAAAAAACAGUUCUGCUUAUUUAGACUCAGCUGAGCAAUUUUAACCUUUGAUCAUAUAAGAACCCCCCUCUAAGGACAAUAAAUCUGACAGUUUCUAUGUAUCCCUUACCAUCUUCCCUAUCCCAAUAGUUAUUUAAGUUGAACUACAUUCAUAAGAGCAGCAGUAGAGGAGGUAUGACUAACUUU